Molecule: messenger RNA, 1153 nt
Organism: Alternaria alternata
Lineage: Eukaryota; Fungi; Ascomycota; Dothideomycetes; Pleosporales; Pleosporaceae
Exons: 2
Coding region: 263-1045 (260 amino acids)
Source: RefSeq, a predicted model, not a curated record
GAUACAAGCAGGUAGUACGACUCUGUCUCAGCUCGGGAACACAUUGAACGGACGGUAGAGCUUGAGCAGUUGGACAGGUGCUUCGCGAGGCAGACCUCCAAGGGGCCGAAGGAUCAUGCAGCAACAGGCUGCGGGCAGCGUUUCAGCCUCGCGUGAACACAGGAAAUGAAAAACCCAGCCGCGCCGCUUUCUAACGGGACUGCAAAAGAUCAUCGUGUGAUUUUUUUUCUCUGUCAUCAUUACCAUCGUCUAAUCAGAUACUAUGGAGCCUGCUGGUCUUGCUGUUGGCAUCGUCGCCUUGGCUGGUCUCUUCAACAACGCCGUAGACUGCUUCGAAUACGUCCAGCUCGGUAGCGCUUUCGGUACGGAUUUCCAAGUCAGCCUGCUCAAGUUAGAUAUUCUACGGCUGCGACUUUCACGUUGGGGCAAGUCUGUUGGUUUGGAUGGUGACUUGAGCAAUACCCAUGCAAUCAGACUAGCGACAGGGCCGCCGGAGGAUAUUGAAAAAGCUGGAAAUGUGCUAGGGCAAAUAAUGGACCUCUUCGCAAAAAUGGAGAGUAAGUCCAAGAAAUACCAAAGCCGUAUGGGGGAGACCGACGGGGAUCUUACGGUCCUUGACGUGGCUACAAACCUGGAGGCCUCGGGCCAAUCGUUACACGAGAAGAUGCGCGCUAUGUCCAUCAAGCGUCAAAAUAGCACGCCUUUGCGACCGAAAGUGCAAUGGGCACUGUAUGAGAGGAAACGCUUCAAGGAGUUGCUCGAACACGUGACAGAUCUUGUCAAUGGUCUUGUGGAAUGCUUUCCUGCAUCACGCGAAGAGCAGCGCAGGCUGUGCAGAGCAGAAGCUUCCGCCAUCGGCUCUAAGGACUGUGUUCCUGCUCUCAAAGAAGUCACUGCACAACAGGACAAGGACCUCAAUGAAGCCUUAGUCGACGCCUUGCUCUCAAAGGACAACCGAAACAUGUCAAUCAAUAACUACAACUCUAAAAUCGGUCAGAUAAACGAUACGAACCACGUUUAUGGAACUCAAGUCUUCAACUUUUGACUGCGAGAUCCGUACUUCGAAUCAUGCAUGACGCGUCACAUCUCUGCAAUCAGUUUUUAAGUGGUACUUGAAUGAAAUUGGAUUCGUAAGGGUUUCUCCUAUCGACAG